GAGGAGGAGGAGGGGCGGAGAUGGCGGCGGGGCGCUGACGUUGCGGGGAGGAGGAGGAGGAAGGAGGAGGAAGAGGAGGAGACCCGGCUGCCUCCGGGGCAGAGGCUGCCGCGUCCCGCGGAGGCUCCGCGUCCCCCUUUUCCUCCUUCUUUCCUUCCUUCCCUCCCCACUCCUCGCCCCUCAGCGGGCAGGCGGCGGCCGCGAUGCGCUCGGCGUGAGCGCCCGCCUCGGCUCCGUGUCACCCCCCCCCCCUCCCUCCUUCCCCUCCCUCCCUCCACGUCUCCGUGCCCGUGAGGGGCGGCGAUGGCCGCGGGCAGCUGGCAGCAGGCGGCGGCCCAGCAGGCCGAGGAGACGGCGGCCCGGGUGCGGGAGGCGCUGGCGGGAGGCCUGGGCUUGCUGCGAGCCGAGCUGGGCCUGGAGCUGGGCCUGGACCCGCACGGCCUCCCCACCUGGCUGGCCCUAGGGCUGCCGGCCGCGCUGGGGCUGGGGCUGCUGGGGCUGCUGCUGGCCCUGGUGUGCGGCAGCGGCCUCCGCAGGAAGGCAGCGGGCGGCCGGGCUGAGAGGAAAGGCGACGAGGCGGCGGCCCUGACAGGCAGCGGUGGUGGCAGUGGUGGUGGUAGUGGUGGUGCUGGGGGGCCGGGCAAGGCGGCGGGGCAGCUGGGGCUGAAAGGAGACGAGCAGAAGAAGAGGAGCAAGAAGAAGCUGCCCGAGAAAGCGGCGAGGCCUAAUGGACGGUCUUUCCUUGAUGUAUCUGAGGAUGAAAUAAUACAGCCUGUCUGUAAAGAAAAUACAAAGCAACCUUUGGAUGCAGAAAAGAAGAAUGAAAAGUCAAAGAAAAAAAAGAAAUCAAAGGGAGAUGCUAAAACGGUUCAAGAUGCAUCACGUGUAGAUGGAAAGGAAGUUGAUGAAGGAACCUGGGAAACUAAAAUCAGUAACAGAGAAAAGCGACAGCAGCGGAAGCGAGACAAGGUGUUGACUGAUGGUGGCUCGGGAGAAUCAAAUCCCCAAGGGUCAGAAAACACAGCUACUGUUUCCAUCGAACAGCUGAUGCCUACACCAUCACUUCCCGUUGGUCUCAGAAAAAAUAAAGGUGAUACGCUUCUGAAUGUGCAAGUUAGCAGCUCCAAACCUUCCAAAGGGGAGUCAUCAAUUCCACAAGUUUCUACAGGAUUGAGUGAAAGCCAUACAGUAAAUGGUGGAAGCUGGAAUGAGAAGUCUGUAAAAAUCUCCUCACAGAUUGGUGUAGGGGAGGAGAAAUGGACGUCUGUUUCCUCAGCUACAGCUGGGAAGAGGAAGACUGAGACAUCGGCUUGGGGCCAAGACGCUGGAGAUGCUAAUGGGAAUGGAAAGGACUGGGGCGUAACCCUGGUGGGCAGGCCCUGGAAAGAGCGUUCUUUGUUCACUCCUAUUGCUGCUUGGAAUGUGGAUGCACGGAUUAAUACCUCUGAACCAAAUUCUACUUCUUUUUCUUCUUUUGGAUUAACUCCUGGAGUUUCUGGAUCCAAUAGUGAGCCAGUUUCUCAGGCUGGUACUUCCGAUUUUCAGUGGGAUUUAAGUCACGCUCAACCCCCUGUUGAUGACGAAUGGUCUGGGUUAAAUGGACUUUCUUCUGCUGAUCCUAGCUCUGAUUGGAAUGCCCCUGCAGAAGAGUGGGGAAACUGGGUAGAUGAAGAAAAAGUUGUUUCCGUUCCACAACCUGAAGAGGCAUUAUCUGAUGUUCAGAAGGCUUCAGAUAAUGAAAGAGAAAAAGCAGAGCCAAUUCUUCAGAGUUCAACAAGUGGGAAGUCCAAGAAAAAGAAGAAGAAAAAGAAGAAGCAGGGUGAAGAAGCUAACUCUCCUUCACAGGACACUGAAGAACUGGAUAGAGAAGCUGGAGAGGAAUUUCAAGAGGAUACCUCAAAAGCUCAACCACAGCAGGAAAUAGCUUUUUCUCUGAAGACCAUAAGUACUAGUGAACCAGCUAAGCCUGAGGAGGCUCCUUCACUUGCUGUUUCUACUGAGCCAUCUGUAAUUGUAUCAGAGAGCGAUUCCGACAAGAUCGCUUCCCAAGUGCCACAGAUGCUGCAAGAGACAGAUGUUUCUAGUCCCAAUAUUAAGCAAAACAGUGUGCCUCCUCCACAGACAAAGUCUGAAGAAAGCUGGGAAUCCCCCAAACAAGUUAAAAAGAAGAAAAAAGCAAGAAGGGAAACGUGAACUUCCUGAGAUGGACAUGUGUUGCUGAAUACUGUCAUGAAGAUUAUGCUGUUUAUGCAAUAAUUUGUGAACAUGUACAGAAUUUUAUAUAAGUUUCAAACAAUUUUUAAAAACAGAACUGCUGUGAACACAAACAUCUUUAAAAAAGGAAUCAAAGGAAAGUAACUUUAUGAUAUAGAAAACAGAACAUGCUACAUUUGAAAGACAUUCUGAAGAGUCUGUUUUUCCAACUUUUGGAGAGAGAUCUUAAAAUAAAAAAACAAAACUGGUUUUACAACACAGUGCCCUGUUUACAACAGAUUAUACUCUCAUCUACAGCUGCGGAUAAAAGGUUGAUUUCAAGGAAGGGUUUUCUGUAAAAUAUUUGUCUGUAUAAUAAUGGGUGUUUCUUGCCUCUCUUUUAAGUGAUGCAGUAGAAGCACAGAAUGUCAACCAUUUGAAUUUGUUUCAUGCCUAAAUCAAAGUGCUUUGAUAAAACACGUAAUCUGCCAUAUCUUUACAGUACGUUGGUUAGCAAGUCUGCUAGCUAUUACAGGAAUCAAGUGCAAAUCAUUAACCAUUUGUACAGUCAGACCUUCAUGGUUUAUUAUAUGAAGUUAACACAAUAAAACUGCUUUGGGUUAAAAGUUUGAGAAUGUGAUUUGAAACUUAAGUAUGGUUCAUGAAGUUAUUUUUGAUAAUGUCUAUUACCUUACUUGAAUUGCUGAAGAUAACAAUAUAUUUUUAAGAAUGCAGUAAUGUGCAUAAAAUUGGUUUUUCUGCUUCAUUCCCUACAGUUCUUGGUUGAUUCAGACUCCCAUCUAAAAUUGCACCCCUUUAACUUUUAAGCUCAUACAGUGAAUUGAAAUCAAAUGUUCCCUUCCCUUAACGCUCUCUAAUUUGCCAUACCCAAUUCUGUUUUGUUCUCUGUCACUAAAACUCCGAAGAAAACAAGGUGAACUUUUUUCACCCAACAAAAUAUAUGGGAUUUCAGUGAUCUGUUGGAGAACUGGAGUGGCUUCAGACAGCUUUAAUUGACAUUGUCAAGACCAGUUAUCAGGAACACAUUUUUUUUACUGCCUUAACCUGUAGUAUGUAGAAUGUGUCUAGACUUCUGGACAGGAGUUAGUGUUUUUAUAAAAAAUAAAAUAAACAUUCAUGCAAGUAUAGCAGUUGUAAAAAAAAAAAAAUAAAAAUAAAAAUAAAAUAAAAAAUUAAAGAACAUUUCCCGCUUGAAACUGUUAAUUAAAAUGGUGUUUAAGAUGUGUUGUCAUUUUCAGGCACUGUGUAAUUAUGUGGUAUCAAACUGACAGAUGUGUUUGUCUGUAAGGUGCAUGCUCAGCCAUGUACACUGUAAAUAGUCUUUACAAAAAAAUUGUUUGAUAAGGAUGGUAAUUAACAUCACCUGGUAAAACUGUUAAAGAGCCAACAUGUUUUGUAAAUGAUCUGGUUUUGUGGCACAAACGGAAUUGUUAACAGCUGCGGCACAUGGUACUGAUCAACAAUCUUUCACUGUUUUACUGUACGUAAGUGCAGUUCAACAGGAUUACAGGGCAAGAACAGUUAACGCAGCAAGCUGGCUUUAAUUGUACUGAAGAUGCACCUUGCUAAUGGACAACUUUCCUAAUAAAUGGAUACUAAUUUGCACAGGUAUUAAUCCCUGUAUAUCAGGAACAUGUGACGCUCUAAAAUGAUGUCAAAAUAAAUUGAGCAUAUUGACAGUACUGAUUUAUUUACGGGGAGGGAAUGAUGCCUGGGACCGAUGCCUGUCAGGCAGGAUUCACGUGAGCUAAAUUUAGAACUGAAGUACAGUUUUCAAGGAGUAUGUUAAGGCAGACACUCAAAUGGGAUGUUACAAAACAGAGUUAUAAGCAUGUAAAUAAUAUUUUAAUUUUACUUAUCCUUUUCUUGGCAAAAGUAAAAGAAUUUUACUUUCAAUUCAGGUUUGUAAUGUACGUCCAAAAUGUGUUUCUAACCUGUAUGUUGAGCUAUGGGCCUUUCUUGUAGGGGGGAAAAAAAAUGAAGCAUUUAUGCAAUGAGGGUGACUGCCCCCAAGAGUUUUCACUGCAUAAAUUUAUUCUUUUCAUCUCUUUGGGAUAAAAUUGGUGGUAUUUUGGGGUUAUUAAGCUGUAGCUAUUGGAAAGUUUGUCAUUCUGGAAAAAAGAAACUAGCUACCAACACAGGAACCCUGCUGAUUAACUGCUACUCCCAAGCAGGAGCGUAUAAAUACAUAGCCUUCCUUUCAAAAUGUUACCCAUUUUAGCAGCACCUCUUACUGUUUUCUUAAUGUGCAGUUUCAAUGUCUUAGAAAGCAAACCUUGCUUUAUUUGACAUUUCAUUAAAGAGGUAGUAUGGCGUGUUGUCUAUAAAUAGAAACGUGGUUAUCUAUGUAUUGUCAUGUUUCUAUGAGUCAAGCAAUGGUUAUUUUUAACGAUACACUGAAUCCAGACUUUGGUACUUGGGUAGAGAAAAAUGCUAUUUAAAGAAAUUUAACAAUCUUUUUUUUUUCUUUUAUUUGUUGUUGAAUGCAUGGAAUGGUUUCAUAAAUCCGAUAUGUUGUUUUUUUUAAAUACUCUGGAAUUAUUUGUAUGCGUAAUUUAAACUUGUGAUGAUGUGUAAUUGGGUAGUCAUGGCAUAGCUUUCUUUUGUGGGGAGGGAAAGAUGUACAGAAUUCAUAUGUGCGUGUUACGAAGGUAACAACCUGUGCAUUGGUUCGGAGGGGGAUGAAAACUGUAUUUCUGCUGCCCUUUUAGAAGUCUAAAGAAACAAAGUGCAAGAGAAGAGCACUACUUUAAUAUUUACUAAGAAUGUACAUAUUAAAAACAUUUCAAACUUUA
Messenger RNA from Anas platyrhynchos (mallard), 5009 nucleotides. It is a transcript of the gene MTDH, whose product is annotated as metadherin. Gene Ontology annotation, molecular function: transcription coregulator activity. Lineage: Eukaryota; Metazoa; Chordata; Aves; Anseriformes; Anatidae. Gene Ontology annotation, cellular component: nucleus. Gene Ontology annotation, biological process: positive regulation of angiogenesis; regulation of transcription by RNA polymerase II; negative regulation of apoptotic process. The record is from RefSeq and is a predicted model, not a curated record.